Molecule: messenger RNA, 1697 nt
Organism: Aphanomyces invadans
Lineage: Eukaryota; Oomycota; Saprolegniomycetes; Saprolegniales; Verrucalvaceae
Product: Grx4 family monothiol glutaredoxin
Exons: 7
Coding region: 21-1379 (452 amino acids)
Source: RefSeq, a predicted model, not a curated record
GCGUCAACGAGCACGGGAGAAUGCAGCAAGUGACGGAAGUGACGUCGGUGGCGCAAUGGAAAGCGUUUGUGUCGACGCCCAAGGUGACGGUGCUCUUCUUUUACGCCAAGAAUGUCAGCAUUGCCUCGAGCGACACCAACGCAGAUUGGUUGGGGCCGGCCAAUGUCCUGUUUACGCAGCUCGCCAUGUUGCAUCCCCGGUUGUCAUUUUGCAAAGUGGAUGCUGAGGCCGUGCCUGCGCUCAGCACCGAGUUCCACCUCGAAGUUGUGCCCACGUUUAUCAUCAGCGUGUCGUCGAACGUUGUUGAUCGCAUCGAGGGCAUGAAGGUGGCUGAAGUGGCCCAAGCUAUUGACCGCGCCAGCAAACGCCUUGCCGAUCCGACUGGGACAACUGAGACAGAAUCCAAGGCCGCGGUCCUAGACGAUGCGCUGCGCAACCGACUGCUGAAGCUUACGACGGCGUCGCCGGUGAUGGUAUUCAUGAAGGGCAGCCCCAACGAACCCAAGUGCGGUUUUUCCCGCAAGACAAUUGAACUGCUCAAGGACGAAAACAUCGAGUGCGGCACGUUCGACAUAUUGACGGAUGACACCGUCCGCCAGGGACUCAAGGUGUUCUCAAGCUGGCCAACCUUCCCUCAAGUGUAUGUGAAUGGAGCUUUCGUCGGCGGUCUCGACAUUCUCACAGAAAUGAAGGAAGAAGGCGCGCUGGCGGACCAGUUUGGCAUUCAACCUCUCGAUGACGACGAAGUCGAGAAAGCUUUGUUUGCGAGCCUAACGGAACUCAUCCAGUCGGCGCCCGUCCUCUUGUUUAUGAAAGGAACGCCAAACGAGCCCAAGUGCGGCUUCUCCCGCAAGACUGUCGAGCUUCUCCGCGGCCACCACAUUAAGUUUGCCACGUUUGACAUUCUAUCGGACGAGUCCGUGCGCCAAGGACUCAAAAAGAUGUCCAACUGGCCUACGUAUCCCCAGCUGUACGUACACGGGGCACUCGUCGGCGGCCUGGACAUCCUCACCGAGAUGGCGGAGGAAGGUGACUUGGCCGACCAACUCGGCGUCGAGAAGAAGGAACGGAAGCGCGAAUCGCCCGCGUCCGACCUCAGCGCCUUGAUCAACCGGGCACCCGUCAUGAUCUUUAUCAAAGGCACGCCGGACGCUCCCCAAUGUGGCUUUUCCCGGCAGCUCCUUGACACGUUGAACGAUGCGGGCUUCGUAUACGACUACUUUGACAUCACGACCGACGACAAGGUGCGCCAGGGCCUCAAGGCCUUCUCGAACUGGCCUACGUAUCCCCAAGUGUACGUGAAUGGCGAGCUCAUUGGCGGGCUCGACAUCAUCCAGCAGCUCAAAGACGACGGCGAGCUCGAGGCACUCAAGCCGUAACGACGCGCUCGAUCACGGCGUAACACCAAACAGUCUAUUCAAACGAUGGGUGGCUCACAGGGCGAUGCCUACGCUGUGCCUUCGACGUCAUUCUCGCCACCUUCUUCUUCUUCGUCGUCGUCGUCCUGGACAUCCUGGUCGUCGCCUUGCAGCGUGUACGCAAUGCGCGUGACAUUUUUCAGAAUGGCUUGCUUGGUCAGGUCGUCUGGCUCGUUGCCAUGCUCCUUUGUGAACCGCACAAUCGCUUCGUCCAUCAGCGCCUGACUGCAUCCCCAACAACAUGACACACGCGGGAUGUUUCUUUAGAGUGGGGUGGAG